UGAGUCCAAGGAGGGCACGAGAAACUAGUUUCUAACAUGCUGCUAAGCGUGUUUCUUUCUUUCUCUUCUCUUCCUAAGACUGCUUUACUCGUGCGCAUUGUUUUUCCUAAAAUGCGGUGAGCCAGCAGCAGUGUCUUCUACUUUCCGCACAGGUGAUUUUUCUUUGCUUGCUUUUUAAGCUCCUUUCUCUGAAUGAAUAUAGAUUAAAAGAGGGAUGGGACGAGGGGUGGCCAGCACUAAGGGGAACUGCAUAGCACCAAGAGUGACUCACGUCUGUGUUGCUGGUAGUUUCUGAGUUCAGGUCCUGGGCGCUGGGAGGAGACAGCUGCCUGCAGAGUGGUUAGACGGUUCAAGACCUGGAGACUGGCUUUGAGCAACCCUAGGAUUACCUUGGCUUGAAUUCCAUCCAAUACGUCUCUUUCUUCAUAUAUUGGCCGCCAUUGUGAAGUCCAUCAGAUGAUCGGGAACUACAUGUGGGACCCCACCACCAACAAGUCCUUUGACAUUGGCGUCAACAAAGACAGCCUAAUGCCUCUCUGGUGGAAUGGAUCAGAACCUCUGUGGGUCACUCUGACCAAGGCCAAAAGGAAGGUCUACAUGUACUACUGGCCAGGCUGUGAGGUUGAGAUUCUGGGUGUCAGACCCACCUACUGCCUAGAAUAUAAAAAUGUCCCAACGGAUAUCAAUUUUGCCAAUGCAGUCAGCGAUGCUCUUGACUCCUUCAAGAGUGGCCGGGCCGACCUGGCAGCCAUAUACCAUGAGCGCAUUGACGUGGAAGGCCACCACUACGGGCCUGCAUCCCCGCAGAGGAAAGAUGCCCUCAAGGCUGUAGACACUGUCCUGAAGUACAUGACCAAGUGGAUCCAGGAGCGGGGCCUGCAGGACCGCCUGAACGUCAUUAUUUUCUCGGAUCAUGGAAUGACCGACAUUUUCUGGAUGGACAAAGUGAUUGAGCUGAAUAAGUACAUCAGCCUGAAUGACCUGCAGCAAGUGAAGGACCGCGGGCCUGUUGUGAGCCUUUGGCCGGCCCCUGGGAAACACUCUGAGAUAUAUGACAAACUGAGCACAGUGGAACACAUGACUGUCUACGAGAAAGAAGCCAUCCCAAGCAGGUUCUAUUACAAGAAAGGGAAGUUUGUCUCUCCUUUGACUUUAGUGGCUGAUGAAGGCUGGUUCAUAACUGAGAAUCGAGAGAUGCUUCCGUUUUGGAUGAACAGCACCGGCAGGCGGGAAGGUUGGCAGCGUGGAUGGCACGGCUACGACAACGAGCUCAUGGACAUGCGGGGCAUCUUCCUGGCCUUCGGACCUGAUUUCAAAUCCAACUUCAGAGCUGCUCCUAUCAGGUCGGUGGACGUCUACAAUGUCAUGUGCAACGUGGUGGGCAUCACCCCGCUGCCCAACAACGGAUCCUGGUCCAGGGUGAUGUGCAUGCUGAAGGGCCACGCUGGCACUGCCCCGCCUGUCUGGCCCAGCCACUGUGCCCUGGCACUGAUUCUUCUCUUCCUGCUUGCAUAACUGAUCGUAUUGCUUGUCUCAAAAAAAACACCAUCAGCAAAGUGGGCCUCCAAAGCCAGAUGAUUCUCAUUUUAUGUGUGAAUAAUAGCUUCAUUAACACAAUCAAGGCCAUGCACAUUGUAAAUACAUUAUUCUUGGAUAAUUCUAUACAUAAAAGUUCCCACUUGUUAAAAAAGAUACAAACCUUGUUUUUCCAGAAGGUAGGAAAAUCCUAGCUUUCCAUUUGUUCAGUUAUAUGUCAUUUUCUCCUUUCUUUUCACGUUACUCAGGAUGAACUCUCUGAGCAGGGACCUGCUCCUGCAGCAACCAAACUUGGAGUGGUUAUUGCAGACAGACGUGGCUCUGGGCCCCUCUCUGUCCCACCUUGCACAAAGGACCCCCUCAGACCAGGCCCUUGUCUGUGCCCUGUCCACACCCAGGAGCCAUCCUCAGUGUCUGUGGCCACAAUCCUGUACUGUUCUUUCCAUCCCUGAUAAAAGGAGGUCUACAUGAAAGCAAAAGCUACUGUCUAUUUCUGACCCAGCUCAUGGAAUUUUUUCAUCUUAUACUGAGCUCCAGAAAGGACGUAACUUAGCAUGGAUCACCAAUCAAUCAAAAAAUAAAUAAAUCACUAAGGAUUGGAGAACUCAUAGAACAAGGUGAAAGACAUGAGUGCCCUCCCAAAGUCUGAGUGCACGAAAAUUUCUCUCUUGCCUUGAGGAGCAGAAAAGCUUCUGAUGGACAUGGGCUUCUGUGAGACUUAUCACACAUAGUACAUCAUGGCAUGAAGCCCGGCACAUAGCAGGCCCUGCAUGUUGAUGGACAGAUGGAUGGCCUGCCUGCCUUCCCUGUCCAUUCACCUGUGCAAAGGCUUCCUCAGACACGCCACUCUGUGGCUCCCAAUAUAGGGUGCAGACAAGAGCAAUCCCUGACAUGACAUUAUAGCCUGGGAAAGGGCUGGCUCACUGAUGGGAAUGUGGAGGCAUCAGCAAGGAUCUCGGUGGAUUGCUCAGAGAGGUGAUGUACUAAGCCUUAAUCCUGGACACCAGUACCCCUGCAGCAUGGCUUACUCAACAACAGUCUUUGAGUGGCAUAGAAUUCCAAAGAAAAUGGUGCUGGGUGGAGAAUGGAGAGAGCAUGAUGGAGCAGAGUCCCAGUCACUGACCAACUAACUGGUCGUUUGAUUAGGAAACAGUUUGGCCAAAGUACCACCUUUGAGACCUAAGUUCUUUUGAUACCUUUGAGAAGAGCCACUGAGCCUGAGUUGAAAUAUUUUUAGCUUAGUCAUCUGUGUUUGCUAUAGGAGAAAUUGUAACACAAGAAAUAACUCCUUUUUACAUGAUCAUUUAUAUCUCUCUACAUAUAUAUACUUGCAUACACUAUCACUGCAUUAAAAAAUGAGUAUGGGCUGGGCAUGGUGGCUCACACCUGUAAUCCCAACACUUUCGGAGGCCAAGGAGGGACAAACGAACCCUUGAGGCCAGGAGUUCCAGACUAGCUUGGGCAACACAGGGCGACCCCCAUCUCUACAAAACAUAAAAGAUUUUUAAAAAAUUAGCCAGGCAUGGUGGCACAUGCCUGCGGUCUCAGCUACUUGGGAGGCUGAGGCAGGAGAAUCAUUUGAGCCCAGGAGGUCAAGGCUGCAGUGAGCUUUGAUCACACCACUGCACUCCAGCCUGGGCAACAGAGCAAGACCCCAUCCUCCACCCCCCCAAAAAAAAAGAAAGAAAAAAAAAGUUUGCACUAAUUGAGGUACAUCUGCAAGUGAGACUUUUUGUCAGGAAAAGGCGAUAUAUCAGGUCUCCUCAGGACGAUGGAGGCCUUAUAUGGUGUGUUACCUUGAAAACUGAAUAUCAACGUUCACCUUGAUUCAGGAAAGCUGGGUGCUGUCUCCAUGCCAUGAAUCAUGAGAGCAAAGGAUCACUGCUUAAAAAUACUGAAUUUACCUUCACAAAAGAUUUCUAAAGAUUUAUGUAAUGUGUUUUAAAAGCGCCAGUAAACCAUCGGAUCAAUUGGAAAGAAGGCAACUCUUCAGCCUUUGUUAUCUAGCUGAAAACAAAUGACAACUUUCAAAACAUUGGCAGUAGUUGUUGAAAAAGACGUCUAUUGUUCAAAGUUUCUUUCUCCUUAAAGGACGGUGUUCCAAUGAAUUCAGUAGAGCCCACUUUCCUCCACUGUGGAGGAAGAAUCCCUAAGAGAUACUCAAAUGAUUAAAUUAAAAGUGGAUCAUCAAAUUCAAGAGAGGCAUAAACUUAGACACAGUCUUGCAUUUUUGUCUUUCCUGAGCUCUUCUGCCAUUUUCCUCCUUCACUUGUCCUGAAAAUCUGGAAGUUACAUAAUAAAACUUUAGAUAUUUGUCUGACAAAGUGUAAUUACUCAACUGAAUAAAUGACUGAGAACAAGUUACAAAAGGAAUCAUGAAUCCUGGUAAACAAUAAAGAAGAUUCAGACACCGAGGGAAAAAAAUAAAGCUUUUUACUUAAAUAAUGCA
Molecule: messenger RNA, 3985 nt
Organism: Gorilla gorilla gorilla (western lowland gorilla)
Lineage: Eukaryota; Metazoa; Chordata; Mammalia; Primates; Hominidae
Gene: ENPP6
Product: ectonucleotide pyrophosphatase/phosphodiesterase 6
Exons: 9
Coding region: 457-1515 (352 amino acids)
Biological process (GO): lipid metabolic process; choline metabolic process
Cellular component (GO): plasma membrane
Molecular function (GO): glycerophosphodiester phosphodiesterase activity
Source: RefSeq, a predicted model, not a curated record